Metopolophium dirhodum (rose-grain aphid) is the source of this 1195-nucleotide messenger RNA. RefSeq names its product zinc finger protein 746-like. Gene Ontology annotation, molecular function: DNA-binding transcription factor activity, RNA polymerase II-specific; sequence-specific DNA binding. Gene Ontology annotation, biological process: regulation of transcription by RNA polymerase II. Bases 560 to 928 code for a protein of 122 amino acids. Lineage: Eukaryota; Metazoa; Arthropoda; Insecta; Hemiptera; Aphididae. The record is from RefSeq and is a predicted model, not a curated record. The transcript has 2 exons. Gene Ontology annotation, cellular component: nucleus.
GGCGUAGGUUUUUUUGAAAACGAACAAAUAGCCGAAAAUCACGAAAUAAACGCUUAUUGAUAUAAUUCAGAAAUAUCUACAGCGUAGCAACAUUUAGUGUACGGCGUAGGUUUUUUUGAAAACGAUCAAAUAAUCGUAUAUAUCUAUUGAAUAGAUGGCUAUUAUCCCUUUGUUAUCGAUACGACCUUGUCGUACACCAGCUGCAGCUGCCGCCGUUGUCAACGGCGUUCAGUGUGUCACAGUUUCUUGUACACGUUCUAUGCGUUUGCUCCUUUCGUGUUUUUCAGCAUUUAUUAUUUGCUCGACAUUAUUUAAAAUAUAAUCAAUUAUUAUUACUCUAUGUUUAAAAGGCAACGGCGUUCAGUGUGUUCGUUCAGUGUGUCACAGUUACUUGUACACGUUCUAUGUGUUUGCUCCGUUCAUGUGUUUUUCAGCAUUUAUUAUUUGUUUGACAUUAUUUAAAAUAUAAUCAAUUAUUAUCACUCUGUGUUUUAAUUUUUACAAGUGUUUUAAACACUAUAUUAUUUUUCAUCUCGUUUUUAUUUCAAACGUUUUAAAUAUGUUCAACUGCGAUCAGUGUCCGUCGGUGUUCGCACGUAAAGACGGUUUGGUUAGACAUGGCAAAAUUCAUGCGGGCAUACGUUUUCCGUGUACCGUAUGUACAUCGACAUUCAACGAUAAGUCGCAUCUUAAAAGGCAUAUGAAAAAUAUUCAUGGUAUCGUCAACGUUCCGGCUCACCUCAGACCAAUGUCUGCUGCACCGAUCAUUACACAACCGGUAGAGCAAAGAAUCGUUCAGGUUGCUCCAGCUCAAGUUCAGAUUGCACCCCAAAUAUUUGUUCCUGAUGUCCCGGCCGGUGGCUCGAACAUGUUAACCGAAGACGAAAUGUGUAUGGAAGCCAUGGACGAAUUUGAGGAUACAGGUUAGUUUUAUUUAUAAGAAUUAGAUUUUUAAAAGACCCACUGAUUUUAACGGAUCAUUUUUUAAAAAAGAUAUACCGACAAGUAUUAUUGCUCGAUCAAUCAGAUUUUUAAAAAUAAAUAUCGUAAAAUAGAUUUUUAAAAUUCAGAAAAUUAUCGUACAACACUUAAUCAAUUACUUAGAUUUAUUAUAAAUUUUAAAUAUAAAUUCUAUAUUUUUAUUUUAAACUUAUCAAGUGGUCUGUGAAGCGAUCAAUGGUAUAAUAGUUGGAGU